This is a messenger RNA of Drosophila bipectinata, 2207 nucleotides long. It is a transcript of the gene sav, whose product is annotated as scaffold protein salvador. NCBI's taxonomy places the organism in Eukaryota, Metazoa, Arthropoda, Insecta, Diptera, Drosophilidae. The record is from RefSeq and is a predicted model, not a curated record. Gene Ontology annotation, cellular component: cytosol. Gene Ontology annotation, molecular function: molecular adaptor activity; protein binding. Gene Ontology annotation, biological process: positive regulation of apoptotic process; hippo signaling; negative regulation of cell population proliferation.
UGCUGGAUAAUGCCACCAGAAUAACAAAAACCUGGAAAUAAAAAUAAAGAAUUGGCUUUAACAAUGGUGUAAAAAAAGAAAAAACUUUUGAGAGCAAAGAGAGUCUGCAUGAACUAUUUAACAAUUCUGCUGUGCAACCGAAAACCGACGAUGCUCUCGCGCCGGAGCAAGGAGAAACAGCACAAGGAGGGCGUGGUGGGAAAGUAUGUGAAGAAGGACACUCCGCCGGAGAUACCCGUGAUCAAUGUGUGGUCCAGUGACCAGCGGUCCAAGAAGAAAACGCUGCAGCGCUGUGCAAGCACCUCGCCCAGUUGCGAGUUCCAUCCGCGCAGUUCGAGCACCAGCAGGAACACAUAUUCCUGCGCAGACUCUCAGCCGGAUUACUACCAUGCCCGGCGGGCACAGAGCCAGAUGCCUCUUCAGCCGCACAACCAUCACUCCCACACCCAUAUGCAUACGCAUCCGCCUCUGCCGCCCCAUCAGUUCCGGGCCAGCAGCAACCAGCUGAGUCAGGGCAGCGCUGGCAGCAGCAGCAGCAACUAUGUAAACAUAGAGCAAAUCGAUCGGAUGCGUCGCCAGCAGUCAUCGCCGUUGCUGCCGACCAGUCCGUCACCGGGCCCGGCUGCAGGUGGAUUUCAGCGCAGCUACUCCACCACCCAGCGCCAGCAGCAUCCGCAUCCGCAUAUGGCGGCAGCUAGCUACGAUGCGGAUCAGGGCAUGCUAAGUGCAUCCUAUGCGAAUAUGUUGCAACUGCCGCAGCGCCCGAACUCUCCCGCCCACUAUGCUAUCCCCCCACCUCAAGCCCAGCAGCUCCAACAGCAACAUCACCAACAGCAUGCAUCCACCCCUUUCGGGUCCACAUUGCGCUUUGAUACGGCCGGCAUGUCGUUCAGGGAUCGCCAGCCAAGGUAUCACCCCACUAGGUCACCCAUGCAACAACAGCAGCAGCUACAGCACCAGCAACUGGCGGCCCACCUGGGUGGCAGCUACUCCAGUGACUCUUACCCGAUUUAUGAGAAUCCGUACCGCGUUUCCUCGAUGCGAGCCACUCAGUCGCAGCGGUCAGAGUCGCCGAUCUACAGCAACACCACGGCUUCCUCUGCCACGCUGGCCGUGGUACCACCGCCCCAUCACCAAGGUCAUCUAGCGGUGCCUGGUGCCGGUGCAAGUGGUGGGGGAUCUCUCAGCGGAAGUGGCCUUGACGGCAGCUCGGGCAGCAUUCGUGGCGCCUCUACCUCAGUGCAGUCUUUGUAUGCACCACCCCGCACACCUCCGAGUGGAGCGGGCGGAAUCGGCGGCAGUGUGAAUGGAUCUCUUCAAAAGGUGCCAUCGCAGCAAUCGCUCACGGAGGUCGAGGAGCUGCCCCUGCCUCCGGGUUGGGCCACGCAAUACACCUUGCAUGGACGAAAGUACUACAUCGACCACAAUGCUCAUACGACUCACUGGAAUCAUCCCCUGGAGCGGGAGGGUUUGCCUGUGGGAUGGAGGCGGGUUGUGUCCAAGCUACAUGGCACAUACUACGAGAACCAGUACACUGGGCAGUGCCAACGGCAGCAUCCGUGCCUGACCUCGUACUAUGUUUACACGACAUCCGCGGAGCCGCCAAAGGCCAUCCGCCCGGAGGCUUCACUCUACGCCCCGCCCACGCAUACCCACAACGCUCUAGUGCCGGCGAAUCCUUAUCUACUCGAGGAAAUCCCCAAGUGGCUGGCCGUCUACUCCGAGGCGGACUCUUCAAAGGACCACCUGCUUCAGUUCAACAUGUUCAGUCUGCCGGAACUGGAGGGCUUUGAUAGCAUGCUGGUGCGACUUUUCAAGCAAGAGCUGGGGACCAUUGUGGGAUUUUAUGAGCGCUAUCGUCGCGCUUUGAUACUCGAGAAGAAUCGGCGGGCCGGCCAGAAUCCCAAUCAGAUUCAGUGACGUAGCAGCAGCAAGUGACGACUGAAACAGACCACAUACUCGCCAGCAGCCUGAUAGCCUAUAUCCUGCAAUCAUUAACUUAUUUAUCCAUCGACUCAUUGCGAUAAUCAGUGCCUUAGACUUACGAAGACUACGAAGAGAGCAGAUCAGCGGAGCAUCCAUUUGACCAAUCGAGUGCCUAGUUUUAACGUAGAAAUGUGUUACGUUCGAUUACCCCCUUUUAUUACUGUGAAUUGAGCUGCGUUUUUGUUUGUAAAAUGUGCAAAUUAAACAGGUUUAAUGCUCAA